AUGGAACCAGGUUCGGAUAAAGCAUUCAAGAGGGAAUUAGAUUAUUAUUCAUCACUGAAGAAUAUUCAAGCCUACAGGAAGAAGAUGGUGUUUGCACUUGGGGUAAAUUGCAGUAACUGCCUAGGAAUUGGGGACGGUCAGAGUGUAGUUACACCAAAGAAAAUAGAAGCUUUGUGUGGGAAGAAAAUAAUUUCUCUCAGUUAUGGAAGUGGGCCACAUAUUUUACUUGCAACUAAAGAUGGAGAAACUUAUUCCUGGGGCCUCAACAGUUAUGGCCAGCUGGGUAAUGGGACAACUGGUCCAGGCUCAUUGCCUUUCCUUGUCUCAAGCAUGUUCUAUGACAAGACAGUGAUGGAGGUUGCUUGUGGCUCCAAUCACUCUGUGAUCCUAACAAUAGAAGGCGAGGUCUACUCCUGGGGUCACAACAACUGUGGGCAGGUUGGAUCAGGAUCCACUGCAAGCCAGGCAACACCACGGAGAGUAACAAACUGUUUGCAGAAUAAGAGGGUUGUUGCUAUUGCUUGUGGUCAGAUAUACUCCAUGGCUACAGCAGAUAACGGAGAGGUAUACGCUUGGGGUUACAAUGGCAGUGGUCAGCUGGGAACAGGAAUCAGUGGAAAUCACCUUACUCCUUGCAGAGUGACUGGGUUACAAGGAAUUUGUGUCCUUCAGACUGUCUGUGGUUCUGCUCACACACUCGCACUAACAGAUGAGGGCUUGCUAUAUGCCUGGGGAGCUAAUACAUCUGGGCAGCUGGGUAUUGGAAAUAAAAUCAAUCAGCUGGUCCCAGUGCUGAUCACUGUGGAGAAAGAAAGGAUUGUGGAGAUUGCUGCUUGCCAUUUCACUCACACCUCAGCUGUGAAGACCCAGGGUGGCCAAGUCUACAUGUGGGGAUACUGCCGGGGCCAGUCGGUAACCCUCCCACGUCUCACUCACUUCUCUUGCACAGAUGACGUGUUUGCCUGCUUUGCGUCUCCAGCAGUUACAUGGCGCUUCCUGUCCAUAGAACAAGAUGAUCACCUAACUGUAGCCCAGUCUCUGCACAAGGAGUUUGAUAGCUUGGAAACAUCAGAUUUAAAGUUCUGUGUGGAAGGAAAAUUAAUUCACGUUCAUAAAGCUGUUUUGAAAAUAAGGUGUGAACAUUUUCGAACUAUGUUUCAAUCCUACUGGAGUGAAGAUGAAAAAGAAGUGAUUGAGAUUGACCAGUUUAGCUAUUCAGUAUACCGUGCCUUUCUAGAAUACUUGUACACAGACUGUGUAAAUCUUCCUCCUGAGGAUGCAAUAGGGCUUCUGGAUCUAGCUACUUCUUACUGUGAAAAUAAAGUGAAGAAACUCUGCCAAGAGAUCAUUAAAAGAGGAAUUACUGUGGAGAAUGCUUUCCUAUUGCUGUCAGCAGCUGUCCGUUAUGAUGCAAAGGAUUUAGAAGAAUUUUGCUUCAAAUUUUGUAUGAAUCAUUUGACUGCAGUCACCGACACUGAUGCAUUUUGGCAAAUGGAUGGAGCUCUCUUGAAAGAAUUCAUUGUAAAAGCAAGCAAGUGUGGAGCUUUCAGAAACUGAACGGAUGAGGUAGAUCUUUUCCUGUGACAAUAUAUGAGAAAACUUCAUUUUCAAUGGGAAAUUGAUCCAACUUUGGAAUAUUCGAACUUGCUCAUCUCUAACUUAUACUAUUGCCAGUGUGAUUUGUGAGCAAUGGGAUGUUCAUCAAGUUUCAACAGCGGUUUUGAACAUUCUGGACUACAAUUGUAGCUCAUUUCUUGGCUGCAGUUCAUUUCCUGGAUGUAAAUUUCUGAUCAAUUGUGCAGCAAGUAAAUGUUAAAAUAUUAUCAUGUAUAUGGUUUUUACUAAAUUACUGUCUAGAGAAUGGAGUUGUUCCUUAUUUUGGUAAUUGUGAGAUAAUGACUCUCAUUUUGAAUUUGGGAUCCAAAUUUCUGUUAAACUUUGAGAAAAAAUUGUGACAUGGCCUGGACUAUAAGUUCCUUACUUUUUAAUUGAAGUUUGAAAAGAUUCUAUGGAUAGAAUGCCCAGGGUCCACUUUUGUUAGUGGGUUUUGAUGAUAUCUUGUAAAUGUAAGAAUUUCUCACUUUAAACUGUACUCUUGCAACUCCUGUCACAUAUUUCUUUCCAACAUAUUGGGAAUAUGUUAGUUUGUUUACCUGGUAUUAAGUCUUAUUAUCAAUGACUUGUAGGGAAGAAAAUUACCACAAACAUUACUGUACUUGUGAGAUUGAAUUCAUUUUAAAAUGAAUUCAAUCUGUUUUCAAAAGGCCAUUCAAGUAGUGCCAGUUACAAACAAACUUGCUUUGUGGAUUUAUUUGGGCUACAAGUAUAUUAUUAUUAAACACUACAAGUUGUUACUUUUUUAAAAAAAAAACUUCUGGACUUCUUUUCAGAUAUUGGUGCACUGCGCUAGAACACAAGCAAAGCUGCUACGAUUAUUCCUUUUGUAGUUCAGAGACCUGGCUUUUCUUGCUGUCCUACAUUUGCGCGCAAACAUCUUACUUUUUACUGGAUCUGCAGAAGGGAUAUGUUUGUGCACAAAUUGGCAGAAAAGACAUAUUUUGUACUGGCUUCAAAGGCUAGUUAGUGGAUAUGAAUUCUAAAAUAUUCCAAGCACAAAUCUAUUUCCAAUUUUUCUGCUACUCUUUCUGGAUCAAGAUGGAUAUUUAACUGUCUCAACUUGUUAUUCAAUACACUGCACAGUGUGUGUUACCUUGCUGCAUUUUUAAGGGAAAACUGCCUGAUUUAAUCUCCUGUGCAUGCCAUUUAAAUCUGCAGAUAAUUAUGUAGUAUUACAAAGUCCUUACUGCUUUCUCCACACAUAAAAUGAUGUCUCAAUUAGCUAUGUUUCUAACCACAAAAAGGAAAUAUGGAUACUCUACCUGCUUAGUGUUUUAAGCCAAGUAGGCACAAAGAAAUACAGAAGGUCACAGAAUCCUAGCAGUCUAGCAUGAGCAGCACAAUGUACGGAGACACUUCUGUGAUAAUGACCGAUGUUUAUUAUACACAAAGGCUUGAUUCAUUCGUCAAACCCGGCUUGUUACUUACCCUUCUGUAUGAGACCACUGCUUUUCCAGGUCACCAGUACUAAUGUGCUCAGUUUUCCAGCUGCUUUUAUGAUCUCAGCAUAAACAUGAUGACGACAGUUGUACUUAAGAGAGUGAUUUGACAGUCUAAGGAGCACCCCAUUGGGAACAUUAAAACACACCUGGCUCAAACACAAUUUUUGCCUAAGGGCAAAAAAUUUGAAGGGAAUCGAUGUUGGAUUGUAUCUUAAUGCUUGAAUUUUAGUGAACAAGUUCACCCUGCCACACAGAUUUUCAUCCUAGAUACUGUUUGAAAAUACCUUUUGUGAAUUAGUGAGAUUUAAAUUUAGUACAAUUAUUCAGACUGUUUCAAAAUGUCAGCCACUUAGAACAGUCACAUUUCAGAAUAAUUUAAGAUGGGAAAUGUAGGAUAGGACAAACAGCAGAAACUAAUUCCAAUGGGUGCUCUCAGAAUGACCUGAGCUUUACCACUGAUCUAGUUAGUUAUUGUUAAUUCCAAUUUUCCAUACUUGGUACUGACAAAUAAAGCAAGUACAAUAAAAGUUUUAUG
Molecule: messenger RNA, 3594 nt
Organism: Chiloscyllium plagiosum (whitespotted bambooshark)
Lineage: Eukaryota; Metazoa; Chordata; Chondrichthyes; Orectolobiformes; Hemiscylliidae
Source: RefSeq, a predicted model, not a curated record